Molecule: messenger RNA, 1407 nt
Organism: Dioscorea cayenensis subsp. rotundata (Guinea yam)
Lineage: Eukaryota; Viridiplantae; Streptophyta; Magnoliopsida; Dioscoreales; Dioscoreaceae
Exons: 1
Coding region: 1-1407 (468 amino acids)
Molecular function (GO): catalytic activity
Source: RefSeq, a predicted model, not a curated record
AUGAAUACGACUAAACUCAUUUGCUGGAACUACAGGGGCAUCUCCUCGCGAGACACCUCUUCCCGGGUUUUUCGGAUCAUUCAAUCCCAUAAACCAGCUGUGGUUUGUCUUGUUGAAACCAGAGCCGACUCUGACCGGUUAGAUCGCUUUUGUAGGAAGAUCCCCAAGACUUGGGAUUGGGCCGCCGUGCUUGCCAACGGCUUUUCCGGCGGCAUCAUUGUCAUGUGGCAUAAAUCCAUUGGCAGGGUUUCUCCUAUCGCUGUGUCCAGACGUGCCUUACAUAUUAUUAUUACUGAUAACUCCUCCAAUGCCUUCCUUAUCUCCGUUGUAUAUAACUCGUAUCGCAUUUGUAAUCAGUGUUACCUUUGGAAUGAGCUCUCGAGGAUCACCCUUCUUCAAAUCCCUUGGCUUAUUGUGGGAGACUUCAAUUCGGUGCUCCACACGACUGAGCAUAAGGGAGGCCCUGCAAACUACUAUGAGCGGAAAACCCGUUUUUUCCUCGACUUUGUGGAGUAUAACAAUUUGAUUGAUCUUAACUAUACAGGUCCAGCUUUCACUUGGUGUAACAAUCAGUCUGGGCUAGCUCGGCGCUGGGCUCGUCUCGACAGAUGCCUUAUUAAUCUUGCUUGGGCCGAUUUUUUCAAAUCAAACACAUUAAAGCAUCUCAACCGCGCUUUCUCUGAUCACGCUCCUCUUUUUCUUCUCUCCUCUCUGUCUACCUCGCCUCCUAAAAAAAUUUUCCGUUUUGAUAAUAGUUGGUUUGAUCUUAUAGGUUGCCAUAAUGCCGUUCGGGAUGCCUGGGGUUUGUCGCCGCAUGGGAAUCCUAUGCAAGCCUUCACGCAUCUCUUGUCUCGAACCCGUUACAAUCUUUGUGGUUGGCGUUAUUCCGGAUUUAACAAGGUUGAAUCUGCUCUCAUUAAUCUUGACAAUGAUAUCAAUAAUCUGGAAAACUCUGACUUCAAUACCAUAUCUCAAUUCCUCCUCAUGGAUCGCUACGCUAACCUCUCUGCCUUGCAGCGUCAGUGUAGUGUCAAGUGGGCUCAGCGUGCCCGUUUACAGUGGAUUAACGAUGGGGAUAAGAAUACCAGUUUCUUCCAUGCCCUUACCCAUAUUCGUGCAUAUACUAAUUGUAUCUCGCAAGUCGUGGAUUCCUCUGGAAACACGUGUAACAAGCUCCCACACAUUGAACAAGCCUUUCUUCAUUACUAUAAGAAUCUCUGGACCACUCCGAAUAAUACUUCUGUUGAUAUUCUUGGCGCCCUUCCCACCGCCCUGCCAUGUCUAUCUGCUUCAGAGUCGGACAUGCUGUGUCGGGAAGUUUCUAAAGAUGAAGUGUAUCGUACCAUCGCGCGCCUCCCCGCAGUAAGUCUCCUGGUCCUGAUGGGUUCAACUCGGAAUUUUACUUGA